CAAAAAAGAGAAGAAUAAUAACAUAAAGUGAAGCAGAUUGAAAUAGAAGUUAAGCAAACAUGUUAUCACAUUUAAUGGAAACGUUAUUACUAUUGCUGAUUGCAUCGAGCAGAAAUGUUGAAUCGUCUACUGGAAACGUAGCAGGAAACAAUGCCUUGAAUGAAGAUCCCGAGUUUACAGACAUCAUCGAGAACAUAACGGUGCCAGCCGGAAGAAAUGUUAAAUUAGCAUGCUCUGUGAAGAAUCUCGGCAGCUAUAAAGUGGCGUGGAUGCAUUUCGAACAGUCAGCUAUAUUGACUGUGCAUAAUCACGUAAUUACUAGAAAUCCUCGAAUCUCUGUGACACAUGACAAACACGAUAAGCAUAAAACUUGGUUCUUGCACAUUGCUAAUGUGCAAGAGGAGGACAAGGGAAGAUACAUGUGUCAGAUAAACACAGUCACAGCGAAAACCCAAUUCGGGUAUUUGCAUGUUGUCGUUCCUCCAAAUAUCGACGAUGCACACACAUCGACAGAUGUCGUCGUGAGAGAAGGAGCGAAUGUGACUUUAAGAUGUCGUGCGAAUGGAAGUCCACCACCAACAAUUCGAUGGAAGCGUGACGACAACAUGAAAAUAAACAUAAACAGAAGUUUAGCGGUAAGCGAAUGGGAAAAUGAAACGCUAGAAAUGACUAAAGUGUCGCGUUUAGAUAUCGCUGCUUUCCUCUGCAUAGCAUCGAAUGGAAUACCUCCAAGUGUUUCCAAAAGAAUAAAACUGAGCAUUGAUUUUCCACCAAUGCUUAUUGUUCCCCAUCAACUUGUCGGCAUUCCUCUCGCAUUUAAUGCUACUUUGGAGUGUGUUGUGGAAGCACAUCCUACCUCAUUGAACUACUGGUGCAGGGAAAAUGAAAAGAUGAUUUAUGAUUCUCAAAAAUAUAAGACUGAAACUUUGGUGAGUUCACCAUCGUACAAAAGCAUAAUGAGGCUCACAAUUUACAACAUCCAACAUUCUGACUUUGGGAUCUAUAAGUGUGUUGCAAAAAAUCCACGAGGUGAAACUGAGUCCUCUAUACGGUUGUAUUCUUCACAACCACCUACAACAAUUCCGCCACCAACGACGGAAGUCAUUGAAACGACGUCAACUAAAAAGGUUGUCAAUUAUCUUCCACCAGUUGGACAAACAACUGUGUACACAGUUCACAUGAUUGAUAAAGGAUCGAAAUAUCAAGCCAGCAUUAAUGAAAUUGAAAAUUCAGAGCAAAAACUUACAGAUAGUGCUAAGAGUGUCGAUUGGUCGGGAGAUAUCGACAAAACCAAUAAAGUUCAUGAGCAAUUAUAGAUCGAAUAUUAGUGUAUGAAAUGCACCCAAUGCGCCCUCAUCUCUUUACGAAAAAACCUACACAUGGAGGAUUGCGGGCAAAACCGAAAAAAAGAGUUAAAUUUAUGAUUAUUAUAUCACAUUAUGUACACACGC
This is a messenger RNA of Clunio marinus, 1451 nucleotides long. NCBI's taxonomy places the organism in Eukaryota, Metazoa, Arthropoda, Insecta, Diptera, Chironomidae. The record is from the annotation of a GenBank genome assembly.